AGCGGAGAAGCCCCCACCGCCCUUGAAGGCAUGACUUCUGUUGGAGAUAAAGCUGCUGGCAGUAUGCAGGGAGACUCUGAUGGUCCUGAAGAAGCUCCUGAAGUUCUGGAUCAUCACUAUGAACCUGGCAUGGAUCCAAACCUCACACAGCCAGAGGGGGAAGCCCCCCACCCUCCUCAGGAGCAGACCCCCACAGAGAGAGCGUCCAAUGAGGACGACACCAGGAACUCAGAGAAGAAGGAGCAGAAGGCCCUUCAGUUGGUUCUGAAUGAGUUGCUGCAGCAGCAGAAGCACAGACCGGGCCGACGGUUCAAGAAGAAAACGCUCAUGAAGAUGGCCAAACUGCUGGUCAUCGCUAGAGGGUGGGACGGAGAGGCGGGGCCUCCCGUCCUGAAUCAAGACGCUCCUGUAGCCACAGGAGGAAACCUGUUACCUGAUGACAUCAUAGAGGCACCUGACCAUAGUGGCGUGUUGGAUCCGAGUUUAGCCGAGCAGCAAAAAUCCGCCGAAGAUGAGAAAUCAGAAACUGGAAGCGGGGGCCACUCGAUUCCAGAUCUGCAGGUCGCCUCCAGGUCUAAUAUGAAGAUUGAAGAAGAGGAGACUGGCGGCGAGCUGCAGACGUCUGCUGCUUCAUGUCUGAGCGGAGAAGCCCCCACCGCCCUUGAAGGCAUGACUUCUGUUGGAGAUAAAGCUGCUGGCAGUAUGCAGGGAGACUCUGAUGGUCCUGAAGAAGCUCCUGAAGUUCUGGAUCAUCACUAUGAACCUGGCAUGGAUCCAAACCUCACACAGCCAGAGGGGGAAGCCCCCCACCCUCCUCAGGAGCAGACCCCCACAGAGAGAGCGUCCAAUGAAGACGACACCAGGAACUCAGAGAAGAAGGAGCAGAAGGCCCUUCAGUUGGUUCUGAAUGAGUUGCUGCAGCAGCAGAAGCACAGACCGGGCCGACGGUUCAAGAAGAAAACGCUCAUGAAGAUGGCCAAACUGCUGGUCAUCGCUAGAGGGUGGGACGGAGAGGCGGGGCCUCCCGUCCUGAAUCAAGACGCUCCUGUAGCCACAGGAGGAAACCUGUUACCUGAUGACAUCAUAGAGGCACCUGACCAUAGUGGCGUGUUGGAUCCGAGUUCAGCCGAGCAGCAAAAAUCCGCCGAAGACGAGAAAUCAGAAACUGGAAGCGGGGGCCACUCGAUUCCGGAUCUGCAGGUCGCCUCCAGGUCUAAUAUGAAGAUUGAAGAAGAGGAGACUGGCGGCGAGCUGCAGACCUCUGCUGCUUCAUGUCUGAGCGGAGAAGCCCCCACCGCCCUUGAAGGCAUGACUUCUGUUGGAGAUAAAGCUGCUGGCAGUAUGCAGGGAGACUCUGAAGGUCCUGAUGAAGCUCCUGAAGUUCUGGAUCAUCACUAUGAACCUGGCAUGGAUCCAAACCUCACACAGCCAGAGGGGGAAGCCCCCCACCCUCCUCAGGAGCAGACCCCCACAGAGAGAGCGUCCAAUGAAGACGACACCAGGAACUCAGAGAAGAAGGAGCAGAAGGCCCUUCAGUUGGUUCUGAAUGAGUUGCUGCAGCAGCAGAAGCACAGACCGGGCCGACGGUUCAAGAAGAAAACGCUCAUGAAGAUGGCCAAACUGCUGGUCAUCGCUAGAGGGUGGGACGGAGAGGCGGGGCCUCCCGUCCUGAAUCAAGACGCUCCUGUAGCCACAGGUGAAGAUGGUUUAGUAGAAACAACGGCUGCUUUAAAUCAACAAGAACUACACAAGGAGCAUCUUGAAACUCAAAAAGAGGACUUGAACUUAUCCCAGCAGGCCAGUGGAGCUUCCAGGACAAAGGAGGACAAGGAAAGCUGGUUGACCAGCUCCCGGUCCAACAGAGAAGGUUUAAUGACUCAGACCAAUGAAGAACAGAAUCCAGGAACAUUCAGAGUCCUGGAAGCUCACCGACCAAGGAAUGGGACGAAGAAAGCUUCCAGAACCAGCAAGAACAAGAGAGCUGAGCCAAAGCCUCCAGAGGAAACAUCUGCAGAGAAGCAGAAGAGACAUCAUGGAGCUCAGACAGCAGUCAGGCUCCAGAGUGAAGAGGAGGUGGCAUCAGCUGAGCAGGAUGAAGGUCUGAGAGGAACAGUGACCAUCCUGACGCUCACUAAGGUGAGAAACAAGAAGCAGCUGGACAAUGUGGACGGAGCUGAAGGUCAUCAUGGAAAGAAGAGGAAGAAGAGGAGGAACAGCACAGUGACAAAGCUUGCUCAGACCAAAGCUGAUGCUGAAGUCUCUCAGAGACAAAACCUGCAGGAGCUCCCACCAGGAGGCGCUGUUCUGCCGGGUCGGACUACAGUAAAGUCCAACCGUCCAAAACCCCGAAGACGCAUAGCUGAUAAAGCGGUUCCCCCACCUGAAGGUCUUCUGAGGGAGCGUUCACCUGCUGAAGGUUCAGAGCAGACCCGCGUCCAACGGACCGCCGCCAAAAUGGGAAAGUCAAAGAGUCGCAAACGCAGAGCGGAGCCGGAAUUCAGCGCCCUGGAAAGUUUUCCAGAGAAGAAGCAACACGAAGUUUGGUUUGGAUCUGUCAGCCUGAAGGAGGAGGAAGGGGAGCAGCCGAUCGAGACGAUCAAGAAAAGGAGAGGAAGGAAGAGAAAGGAGGAAUGGACAGAGGACAAGCUGCAAAGUUCAGAGCCGCCGACCAACAAGACGGCUGCUGCUGAUACAGCUGAGGGGGGGCAGCCUAAACCAGCAGUUCAGGGAGAAAGAAAGCCAAGAGGAAGGAAGAAGAAGAUAAAACUAGAACUUCCUGAGAAACGCUCCGAGGAAACUCGGGAAGAACAUCUGAAGACUCUGAAUGACCUAAACUCCAAGACAGAGAACUGUGAACAUCCAGCAUCCACGAUGAAGAAGAGGUGGAGAAAACGGAAAAACUCUGCAGCAGACAUUACUUUAAGCCUUCCGGGACCUUCUAUUCCACCUGGAGAGAUGUCAGAAACUCUCAAAGAGAAAACAUGGAAAGUACCGCUAGAUGCAGCUGUUGCAGAUGUUCCUCUUGUUCUCUGCUCUUCAUCUUUAAACCCGAGUUUACCUGCAGAUUCAGUGGUGAAAACGAAGAAGAAGAGGGGAAGAAGACCUAAAGACCAGCCUGAAGCAACAUCUCAUAUUCCACGAACCAGACCAUCUUUGGAGUUCGAGGACUCAAAUCUGAACCCGAAACCUCCAGAAAAUGCGAAAAAACGAGAACAGAAGUCAAAGAUGGAUAAAUUAUCUGGUCAGACUCCAGAAAACACUCAAAUCUUCGAAUUCAAAGCCAUCAAGCAAGAAUAUGAUGACAGUGUGACAUCACAGCUUUUAUGUCACACUGAGGAGUGGGCGCCCCCCAGGAGGAAACCCCGGAGGAGACGGACGAGUGGAAUCAUCAGGACUGUCGGGAAGGUGAAGCAGCCUCACACUUUCAGGAACUUGCUCCCAAUUGAUCUCAGUGAGUCGGGGAAGAAAACCGACCGGCUGAGUGGUCUUGGGGAGGGUGGGGCCCCCAACGUCAACGCUCCACCAAAUAACCACGAACUUCUUCAUCAAACAAUGAACUCCGAGGUGCAGAGCCACCUUUGCUCUGUGUGUGGUCGCUCCUUUCGCCACCUGUCCGUGCUCACGCUCCACAGAUCGAUUCACGCUGAGGGCAAACCAUUGACCCGCCCCCCACGCAAAAAGAGGUAUUUGAAACCCCCCCAGCUGAGCUGUCCAUGCUGCGCCGCAGCCUUCAACAGCAAAACCCAGCUGCUCCUUCACCUGAGCCACGCUGAGAGCUGCACUGCACAACCAAGGGAGGGGGGGCAGCUUCACGGUGACAUCACCGCCUUUGCAGGGCAUCUCCCCACCCGCGGGAGGAGGAGGCACAGCUGCCCCACCUGCAAGAAAACCUUCAGGAGUCCUGCAGGACUCAGCCUCCACAGAAAGGUUCACACAAGAACCGCUUCCUCCACCGAAUCUUUUCAGGACCUGGAUCUGCGCCUACUCCCAGAAGCCCAAUCAGGACCCCCAGAAACCCAGUCAGGGCCCCCAGUAACUCAGUCAGGACCGCCAGAAAGCCAAUUAGGGCCCCCAGAAACCCAGUCAGGGGCCCCAGUAACUCAGUCAGGACCGCCAGAAAGCCAAUUAGGGCCCCCAGAAACCCAGUCAGGGGCCCUAGACACUCUGAAGUCUGAAAAACCACUCAGUGAACCCAAAGCUGGAUCUGUUGCCUCCGUGCUCUUCUCCUGUCCCACCUGCAGGCAGGUUCAUCCCCACUGGUGCCACUUUGUCCUUCACAUGCGUACGCACUCUACUGGCUGGUGUCGGCGCUGCGAUGUCUGCUCGCAGCAGGACCCCCAGGACGAGGAGCCCCCGAAGCACUGCUCCGCCUGCUGUGAGCUCAGCGGCGAGGCAGAGACCUGCAGGCGAAUGCUGAGCGGCUCCUGGAAGGAAGCGGAACCCGUUCGAGGAGAAUGCCAGCAUCCAGAGGAGGAGCAAACACGAGAAGGAUGGGAGUUUUCUCUUGGAGGAGGACCUGAUGAAGGAGUUGAUGUUCAACUAUCUUCUCCCUCCCCCUGCAGCUCUGCCUCAGUCGAGCAGGUGGAUGUCAGUCAUCCAUCAGUGAACCCUAAGUCCAACCAGGGAGCUCGACAGCUGUUUUUCCGCCCCCAAGCGAUCCUUCUGAGGCGCUUCAUGUGUGCUCGCUGGGGGAGGUGCUUCCCCCGCUGGAGCAGACUCCGAGUCUAUCGGGGUCUCCAUCAGAAACCAGGAAAAGCCUUCCGCUGCAGCAACUGCCAGCUGGACUUCCACUUCUUGGGUUCGUACCUGCUUCACUUACAGGAGCACGCUGCUCAGACGCCACAUGGCUGUGCGGCGUGUCCCGCCACGUUUGCAGAAGAGCACCAGCUGAGCUCCCACGUCUCAGAGUGCCGCGGACGGCGCCGCCGCAGGACGUGCAGCAGAUGUGGAAAACCGUUCUCCAGCCUGUUGAACCUGAAGAAGCACGAGCUGCUGCACAGAGGGGUCAGACCCUACGUGUGCACGCGCUGUCAGCUGCCAUUCUCCUCCUCCGCUGAUCUGACCGCCCACCUGAACGUCCACGAGGCACGGCUCCGCGUUCCCGAGCCCACGCCCCUACUAGAGCCGCUGUGCUUCCCAUACCCCUGCAGGAAAUGCAACGCCACUUUCUCCAGCGCUGAGCUCCUACAGGCUCAUCAGGUGUGUCACUUCACAGCAGCAAAGAGGUCUGAGAGACCUUCUGAAAGCCCCGCCUCCUACCUCACCCGCAGAACUCUGGAGGACCCUCAGAGGGGCGCCCUCGAGUCUCCGCAGGAACCACGCCCUCUACCAGUGAGCACCCGGAAACACCUGUUCAGGUAUCCUCAUCCUGACCGGCUGUACGUCGUCCCAGCGCCGCCCUCGGAGCCUGCCCUUCUGAUUUCAGACUCAGAAGAUGAGGUUGGAACCUCAGCGGAACCUGGAUCUUCCCUAGAAAAACCAGCUAGCUCGAGCAGACCCCAGGCCACAGAGGUUUCAGAAAUGGACCAGCUGGACCUCCUGAUUCAGUCCCUGAUCCCCGAGAGAGACUUCAGCGAGUCAGACAGCUGUUGUGAGAGUAAAGCUCCGCCCCUUUUAGUCUCGCCACAAAUGGACGAUAUGCACAGCUGUGCAAUCUGCACGGCGGCAUUCGCAGAGCUCUCGGAGCUGCACGCACACUAUAUGGAACAUGCACGGAUACUUUAACCAGUUCAGGUUUUCAGUGUUUAAUGUGACAAAAAGAGAAAACAGCACCCUCUACUGACGGCCUAAAGUUUUGCUUCUGCUGUGAAAGUUUUUAUUCUCUAUCUAGGAAACAUAUUUCAAAUCAAAUGAAUUUAAAACAGUUUUACAAAUAAAUAAAUAAAAACCUACUGCUGUAACAGAAAAACACAUCAUCUAUAUAUAUUGCACUUUUUAUGUCUUUUUUAAAAAUGUACAACUUUAACUAUUCAGCUUGUUUUUACAUGUGUGGCUUAAAAUAUGAAAAUGACUAUUAAAAUGAUUUUUUUUACUA
Oryzias latipes (Japanese medaka) is the source of this 6034-nucleotide messenger RNA. RefSeq lists its product as uncharacterized. Gene Ontology annotation, cellular component: nucleus. Gene Ontology annotation, molecular function: RNA polymerase II cis-regulatory region sequence-specific DNA binding; DNA-binding transcription activator activity, RNA polymerase II-specific. NCBI's taxonomy places the organism in Eukaryota, Metazoa, Chordata, Actinopteri, Beloniformes, Adrianichthyidae. The record is from RefSeq and is a predicted model, not a curated record. Gene Ontology annotation, biological process: regulation of transcription by RNA polymerase II.